GUUUACAAAGAGACUCAGACUCAGACUCUGACUCAAAUCAUUGAGACUGAGUCUGAAAACGUGAGUCUACUACGUAGCUGUCUCACGUGAAGUAAAUCUCAACUGUCAUGGCGGACAGACAACUUGACAGAUAUUACCGGUAUCGUAGAUUUAGGUUGCCUCGUCGACCGCGUGUAUUUACCGACAGAAACAACCCUUUAGAGAUUUUAGAUGUAGAGAGUGUCCGGAAAAGAUAUAGAUUUUUUCCGGACUCAAUCAUGAUAUUAGUUGGAAUCGUGGAGCCAACGAUCGGUACAGCGACGAUGAGGAGCAACCCGCUCCCCCCUCUCCUGACGGUAUUGUGCUGCCUUCAGUUUUUUGCAACCGGAGCGCAUCACAUCGUAAUUGCACAGGCUCAUGGCGUGUCCAGGUCGGCUGUCGGCAAGGCAAUUCAUGCCGUAUCUGUUAUCCUUGCAGGACUGUUAAACAGAUACGUUAAAUUUCCAACGGGGUUGGAAAUUGAAAGUGUAAAACGAAAGUUUUACAGUGUCGCCGGUUUCCCAAAUGUAGUUGGAGCAGUUGAUGGCACUCAUGUCAAGAUACAGGCACCACCAGACAACGAGGCAGAUUAUGUGAAUAGAAAGGGCUAUCAUUCCCUGAAUGUACAGAUGGUAUGUGAUGCAAAUUACAGGAUAACUGAUGUUAUUGCUAAAUGGCCGGGAUCUGUGCAUGACAGUCGAAUGUUCUCGGAGGGGAUCUUGUGCCAGAAGUUGGAGACUGGUAAGUGCAUUUGACUUAGAUGAAGCUGCAGGUUUAUGA
Mya arenaria is the source of this 798-nucleotide messenger RNA. Its product is annotated as putative nuclease HARBI1. The record is from RefSeq and is a predicted model, not a curated record. The coding region runs from base 108 to 773 and encodes 221 amino acids. NCBI's taxonomy places the organism in Eukaryota, Metazoa, Mollusca, Bivalvia, Myida, Myidae. The transcript is spliced from 3 exons.